Messenger RNA from Penicillium egyptiacum, 1473 nucleotides. The record is from the annotation of a GenBank genome assembly. Lineage: Eukaryota; Fungi; Ascomycota; Eurotiomycetes; Eurotiales; Aspergillaceae.
AUGAGUGGUUUACGCAAUACUCUGAAGGGUGGCUGGCACCCUGAAGGCAAGGAAGGUGGGAAAGAGAGCUGGCGUGGUGAUUUCAAAGGCAUUAACCAAGUGGCCGGUUGGAUGGGAAAGGGCAAAGAAGGUGCAUCCUCCGGCUCUGGACAGGGUCCCUCAUCGCAGGGGGGUCUUAGGGGCCAAGUGGCUGGCUGGAUGGGAAAGGGCAAUGAGUCCAACACCGACCGCUCUGAUCAUGUCUCACAACCAUUGUCAACCUUAAAAGACCCCUCUUCCUUUGGGCCUCCUCCCAAACAUAUUAAGUACCAUGGAACAGCCGCUGUGCCAAAUCAGAUCAACGCCCAGAAUCCCCACCAACGGGAAGUCGCCGCAGCAGAGGAGGAACAGUUCCAAAAGCCCGCACCGCCUCCGGUCCCAUAUCGUGUCGACACAAGCGGCCUUUCUACAGACAAUCUCCCUCCACCACCAGUGCGACGGCUGGACUCUGCAAGCUCCGCCUCAACAAGCUCAAUCUCAAAGCAAAAGCCACCAAAGCCCCCGCCACGACUUCCUGCCCGUAAUGGAUCCCCCAUCUCCGACCCGCCCCCCGCUUAUUCCCCUGCCCCGGUACUCUCCCACGAUUAUAUCAAUCAAGAUGCUACGUCCCGCCUAGCAAACGCGGGCGUCUCCGUUCCCGGAUUUGGGAUCGGCCAGGAGAAAUCUUCGUCGCCUGCACAUACGCCUGUCAACGAGCUACAGUCGCGCUUUUCCCAGAUGAACACCUCGGGAUCUCCCUCAGUACCCACCCCGCCUGCUCAGGCCUCGACGAAGAUCGAGCCGCAGUCUGUGAGCAGCACUUCUUCUGUCCAGAACUUCCGCGAGCGCCACGCAGAUACCAUCGAUUCGGGAAAGCAGAAAUACGGUGAUUUCCGUGAACGUCAUGCAGAUACCAUUGAUUCGGGAAAGCAGAAAUAUGGUGACUUCCGCGAGCGCCACGCAGAUACCAUCGACUCGGGCAAACAGAAGCUGAGUGGCUACGCGUCACGGCUCACUGGCUCUUCCCCAGCAGCGCCUAGUCCACCGGCCCGGCCCGCGUCGAAUAAUUCUAGUAUGAACUUGGAACCGGCGGAGCCCGCGCGGGGCACAUCCUCUGUGCAAGAUUUCCGUGAACGCCAUGCCGACAAGAUCGACAUGGGUAAAGAGAAGUGGAGUGGAGUCACAUCGCGCUUCAACACAUUUGUGGAGGACCGCAAGUUCUCCGCCGAAGCCAACAAGCGGGUCCCACGCCCACCUUCUCGUCCCGUCUCCAUGGCCCAGUCGAACUCUCCGGCGUCAUUCCCAGAGCCCGAUAUCCAGACUCAAGCCCAACGCAAGAAGGCCCCUCCGCCCCCUCCACCCAAGCGGGCUGACUUUCGUGCAUCCCCUGUUGACGCUUCGUCACCAUCACCUCUGGGGCCUCCUCCCAUUCCCCAUAACACCAAGCCCCGCUAA